ACAAGCAACGGCCGAGUCGGGCCGCCAAACCCGGGCCCGAACGGCCCCGUCCCACCGGGCCGGCCAAUGGAGAAGCCGGCAGGAUGGACUGUCCCGCGCUGCCUCCCGGUUGGAAGAAGGAAGAGGUGAUCCGCAAGUCGGGCCUGAGCGCCGGGAAAAGCGAUGUGUACUACUUCAGCCCCAGCGGGAAGAAAUUUCGCAGCAAGCCGCAGCUGGCGCGCUACCUGGGCAACGCCGUGGACCUGAGCUCCUUCGAUUUCCGCACGGGGAAGAUGAUGCCCAGCAAGCUGCAGAAGAACAAGCAGAAGCUCAGGAACGAUGCUCUCAACCCCAACAAAGGCAAACCCGACCUGAACACCACCCUCCCCAUCCGCCAAACCGCCUCCAUUUUCAAGCAGCCGGUGACCAAGGUGACGAAUCACCCGGGCAACAAAGUCAGGAGUGACCCUCAAAGAAUGAGUGAUCAGCCCAAACAGCUUUUUUGGGAGAAGCGGCUGCAGGGCCUGAGCGCGUCGGACGUGAGCGAGGAAAUCAUCAAAUGCAUGGAGCUGCCCAAGGGACUGCAGGGAGUUGGGCCAGGAGCCAGCACAGAAUCUCUGCUGUCGGCCGUGGCCAGCGCCCUGCACACCAGCUCGGCUCCCAUCACCGGCCAGAACUCGGCGGCCGUGGAGAAAAAUCCGGGGAUUUGGCUGAACACGGCGCAGCCCCUGUGCAGGGCAUUCGUGGUCACUGAUGAGGACAUCAGGAAACAAGAGGAAAGGGUUCAGGCGGUGAGGAAGAAGUUGGAGGAGGCGCUUUUGGCCGAUGUUCUGUCCAGGAAUUGUGAAAAUCAGGAGAAAAACGAGGCGGAAAAUGGGAAUGAAAGUUAAAACUGCUUUGGUG
This is a messenger RNA of Melospiza georgiana, 882 nucleotides long. RefSeq names its product methyl-CpG-binding domain protein 2-like. Lineage: Eukaryota; Metazoa; Chordata; Aves; Passeriformes; Passerellidae. Gene Ontology annotation, molecular function: DNA binding. The record is from RefSeq and is a predicted model, not a curated record. Bases 84 to 869 code for a protein of 261 amino acids. The transcript is spliced from 7 exons.